Molecule: messenger RNA, 195 nt
Organism: Lachancea mirantina
Lineage: Eukaryota; Fungi; Ascomycota; Saccharomycetes; Saccharomycetales; Saccharomycetaceae
Source: the annotation of a GenBank genome assembly
AUGUCUGGACGCCAAGGUGGUAAGCUGAAGCCUUUGAAGCAAAAGAAGAAGUCCCAACAAGAUUUGGACCCAGAAGAAGCAGCUUUUAAGGAGAAGCAGAAGGCAGAUGCGGCUGCUAAGAAGGCCUUGCUUGCCAAUAUGAAAAACGGAAAGAAUUUGGUUAGUGGGGGAAUCAAGAAGUCAGGCAAGAAGUAA